Drosophila rhopaloa is the source of this 1418-nucleotide messenger RNA. RefSeq names its product tRNA (guanine-N(7)-)-methyltransferase non-catalytic subunit wuho (gene wuho). Gene Ontology annotation, cellular component: nucleus; cytosol; tRNA methyltransferase complex. Gene Ontology annotation, molecular function: tRNA (guanine(46)-N7)-methyltransferase activity; protein binding. The transcript has a single exon. Gene Ontology annotation, biological process: RNA (guanine-N7)-methylation. NCBI's taxonomy places the organism in Eukaryota, Metazoa, Arthropoda, Insecta, Diptera, Drosophilidae. The record is from RefSeq and is a predicted model, not a curated record. The coding region runs from base 32 to 1276 and encodes 414 amino acids.
CAACACUAGCGGACGUGCACGGAGUUUUUUGAUGGCAACGAUUUUCUUCACGGAACCCGAACUGGUGGUCGGCCAUGGCCGGAGGGUGCUGUUCGUGAACCCCGAAGACAUGCAGAUAUUCAAGGAGAUCGAGCUUCCGCCCGACCUUGGCCUAAAAACCCAAGCCCCAUCCUCCACCAUCGAGCAGGGAUCCGGAUCCUGUCCAGCGGGCAAGGAGCAACAGCUUGCUGCUGGUGGCGCCAAGCAGCCAGAAGCAACAGCCUCCGGGUCAGCAGCCACCAAAGUGGAGGCACCCAUCUCGGUGCAGAAUGUCGCCUACUCUCCAGAUGGACAGCUGCUGGCCGUGACCACCAGUGGGGGUCAGAAGGCGCUCCUGCUGUACCGCUCGUGGCCGGAAAACGCGCGCCUGCUCUCAUCCCGGCCACUCGCCCGGGCGGCCAGUGCCCUUCGAUUCUGCAGCGACAGCAGCUCCGUUCUGGUCACGGAUAAAACGGGCGAUUGCUAUCAGUACGACUGCGUCGAGCUGGAGGCCACUCCACGCCUGCUGCUCGGCCAUCUGAGCGUGGUGUACGACAUCCUGUGGUCGGAGGACCAGCAGCACAUCAUUACCUGCGAUCGGGAUGACAAGAUUCGCGUCACUAACUAUCCCGCCACCUUCGACAUUCACAGCUAUUGUUUGGGCCACCGGGAGUUUGUGUCAGGAUUGGCUCUCCUCACAGAUCAGCACAUUGCCUCCGCCUCGGGGGAUAAGACGCUGCGCGUUUGGAACUACAUCCAGGGCAAGGAGCUGCUGCUGCACGAGCUCCCAGCUCCAGCGGUUCGGCUUUUGGUGCGACAACUGGAGCCGGAGAAGGUCUUCCAAGCGGCCGUGCUCUUCUAUGGUAAUGUGGAUGCCCUGGGACUGUAUCGCUUAGAGCGUAGCCCAGACGAAUCCUGGAGCGUUACGGCCACGCAACUGGUGCGAGCCGAGGCUGGCUCGUGGAGCAUAAGCAACUUUACUUUAACCGCCGAUAGGAUUUACAUCACCGGCGCCGAGAACGAGCGAUUGAGCCUGAGGGUCUACGACAUAGCCACCGGUCAGCGGACGACUAGCGGAGUGCCCGAGGGCUGGGUAAAGAUGGUGCUGGAUGGACUGGGCGCCUCCGAAGAGGACGCUCCACCCUUCGUUCCCGAGGACCUCUCUGUUUGGUUCAAGAAGCGCUUUGACAACGUCAGUGAUUAUCUGGAACGCAAGAAGCGGCGCAUCGAGGAGCAGCAGCAGCAAAAGUGCGGCUAAUCCGGAGAUGAAAUCCCCUAAAGAAAAUUACAUAAACCUUAAUCUUUACAUAGCAUUUAAUUAGCAUAUGGAGAAGAAGCAACGGACUAUGUGUGACAGGCCUGUUGGUUGGACAUAAUAUAUAUAUCUGUAUAUGUGUGUA